ACACAUGGGCUUGUCUGGAGCUUCCAAUCCUUUGCUGGAGUCACAGAUCAGCCGCUCAUUGACGGAGAGUCAGCAGAGGAGCAGCACGGCGUCCCACCGACCAAUCGAUCGACUCCGUAUUGUCCGCCCAGCCGGAAACCAAAUAUUUCUCUAAACUACAGAGCGGAAAUCAGGAUAUCUUAGUCUGGUGUCUGUUAGAAUGUCCAGCACCUUCUCUGGGUGGGUCCUGAGAACCGCAAAACGCCAGAUUAACCUUCUCCAUGGAGGGAAACGUUCUUAUUCGCAAUGUCUGAUGAGAAGAGGCCCGGCAAGAUGGCGGCGAGCGCGGUCUGGUAGUGCCGCCACACAGACAUGUCUGUGCUAUCCACUGCUCUACUCCACUGACCGGUCCUACCGGCCCACGGCUGAGGAUGUCAACUAUCAGUUGUUACCAGAGAAGAUAAACGACAUGCUGCGAGCCAACGAGCAUUCCUGCAAGAUAGCGGACGGCGAUCCCAAAAACUGUGGCACAAUCCUGAAGUUCGAAAGCAACAUCCUGGCCUCUAACAUGCCUUGCGAGGACCGCCGGAGCGCCGCCACAUGCCUGCAGAGCAAAGGGAACCUGUUUGGGGUCUUUGAUGGCCACGCUGGGGCCGCCUGCGCUCAGUCGGUCAGCGAGCGCCUCUUUUACUACAUUGCCGUCUCCCUGAUGUCACAGGCAAGCUUGGAGGAGAUGGAGCUCGCCCGGGAGAAAAUGAAGCCCGUCCUUCCCAUCCUCCACUGGCACAAGCACAAAAAUGACUACAUGUACCGAGAGAUCGCCUCGCUCUACGCCGACCACCUGCGGGUGUUUUGGCAGGAGCUCAUCGACCUGGACAACGAAUCCGGCAUGAACGUGGCGGACGCUAUGGCCUACGCCUUCCAGAGGCUGGACUCCGACAUUUCGCUGGAGGCCCAGGUCCCCACUGACAACCAGUUGCUCAGGAACAUCACCUUACAAGUCGCCUUUUCUGGGGCCACGGCCUGCGUCUCGCACGUAGACGGUCUCCACCUGCACGUCGCUAAUUCUGGAGACUGCAGGGCGGUGCUGGGCGUCCAAGACCACAAUGGCACUUGGUCCAGUGUCCCGCUUACAGCUGACCACAACGCUUUUAAUCUAUCCGAGCUGCAGAGGGUGCAGUCAGAGCACCCCGAGUCCGAGGAGGAGACAGUUGUGUCUGACCAACGGUUGUUGGGGCUUUUGAUGCCCUUCCGGGCCUUCGGGGACGUUCGGUUCAAAUGGAGCGAGGAGCUGCAGAAAAGCGUCCUUCAGGGCGCCUGCGAUGCGGAACCUUUAAAUAUUUAUCAGUAUUACCCGGCAAACUACCACACCCCUCCAUACCUAACGGCGACCCCGGAGGUCACCUAUCACAAACUGAGGCCGCAGGACAAGUUCCUGGUCAUGGCCUCCGAUGGACUUUGGGACUUGCUUGGCAACCAGGAGGUGGUGCGCCUCGUAGCGGAACACCUAUCCGAAAUCAGCAUUCGGGAGCCCCGGAUUUCCACAGAGAAGCGUAGCCUAGGCACCAUGCAUGACCUGCUUCUUCAGAGGCGGAGCAGCAGGGUCAACACGCAGGACCGAAACGUUGCCACGCACCUGAUCCGGAAUGCCGUCGGCACCAACGAGGACGGAGAGGUGGACCAGGAGAGACUAGCUGCCAUGCUGAGCCUACCCGAGGAUCUGUCCAGGAUGUACAGGGACGAUAUUACCAUAACGGUCAUCUACUUUAACUCCAGCGCUAUUGAGGCGCAGUACCAGGAGAGCGAGGAGCAGUAGAGGCGCCAAAUCAGUGCCCCGUCUGCCACCUUGUAAACUUGUAUAAAUGAUUUGAUUUCUUGUACAGUAAUGUUGAUGUGGGACCAUUAGGUACAGCUAUUUGAUAUAUUUUUUUUUAUUAAAUAAGAUGGUUUAUUCUACUGCACAA
This is a messenger RNA of Rana temporaria (common frog), 1943 nucleotides long. RefSeq names its product pyruvate dehyrogenase phosphatase catalytic subunit 2 (gene PDP2). Gene Ontology annotation, molecular function: protein serine/threonine phosphatase activity; cation binding. The record is from RefSeq and is a predicted model, not a curated record. The transcript has 2 exons. Gene Ontology annotation, biological process: protein dephosphorylation. NCBI's taxonomy places the organism in Eukaryota, Metazoa, Chordata, Amphibia, Anura, Ranidae. The coding region runs from base 200 to 1795 and encodes 531 amino acids.